Molecule: messenger RNA, 935 nt
Organism: Rhipicephalus sanguineus (brown dog tick)
Lineage: Eukaryota; Metazoa; Arthropoda; Arachnida; Ixodida; Ixodidae
Product: alpha-tocopherol transfer protein-like
Exons: 5
Coding region: 3-935 (310 amino acids)
Cellular component (GO): membrane
Molecular function (GO): phosphatidylinositol bisphosphate binding
Source: RefSeq, a predicted model, not a curated record
CGAUGUCUGGAAUUUACACUAAGAAAUGUGUCGAUGACGUGUGGGAUAGUUCGGAAGGAGCGCUUCCUUUCAAGUUGCAGCGGAUAGCUGAAGAAGAGUUGGGAGAGACAUCUGCGAAGAGAAAGGAAGCCCUGGAAAGGCUUUCACAACUUUUGGAAGAGGAGGCGGAAUUAAAUUCUCAGAGAGACCCUGCCUUUCUUCUGCGCUUCCUGCGGGUGCGAAAGUACGACGUGGAAUCGGCUGCGCAAACUAUUCGAAACUACUACAGAAGCCGAGUGGUCAGCGCGUCCUCUUACCAGGAAUUACUUCCGAGCAAGGUGCCUCCGGCUGCUCGAAAUCUGGUCAUGGUUAUGCCCGAGACGGAUCGCCACGGGAGGCUGAUUCUUCUCUGCAGACCGGGCAUAUGGAUGCCCGAAGAAUUGCCGUAUGCUGAUUUACAUCGUGCUUGCCUGCUCUGUUUGGAACACAUGGCGCCGAACCCUUCGACACAAACCUCCGGAAUCGUUCUCUUGGUUGAUUACGCCGAGUUCACGGCGGACAAGAUAUUGUCCGUUAACAUAGGGCUCGUUAGAAAAGCCCUAGGUUAUGUACAGGAUGGUAUGCCGAUGCGACUGAAAGCGGUGCACAUCGUAAGACAGUCGUACGCUUUCGACAUGGUUUUCGCACUCUUCAAACCCUUCAUCAAGGCCAAGAUGGCCGAACGGUAUCGAUUCCACGGAGAGAACUUCGAGAAGCUUCAUGAAGACAUACCGCCCAGCGCACUGCCGGUUGAGUACGCUGGCCAGGGACCGCCACUCGACUUUGAGGCAUACUGGAGACAAGUAGACGAACAGGAAGGGGUUUUCGUGCGUGGAAACAGCUUCGGCUAUGCCACACAAAACAAGGAUGACAUGGUCGCCAACACUGAGAUGCCGCAUGAACUUACUACGCUUUGA